Neocloeon triangulifer is the source of this 3121-nucleotide messenger RNA. It is a transcript of the gene wnd, whose product is annotated as mitogen-activated protein kinase kinase kinase 13. Gene Ontology annotation, molecular function: JUN kinase kinase kinase activity; ATP binding. Gene Ontology annotation, biological process: JNK cascade; protein autophosphorylation. Bases 211 to 2673 code for a protein of 820 amino acids. The transcript is spliced from 11 exons. Lineage: Eukaryota; Metazoa; Arthropoda; Insecta; Ephemeroptera; Baetidae. The record is from RefSeq and is a predicted model, not a curated record.
CAGCCAUGUUGGUUUCCGUAGUGCCGUGGAUGUGAGCAGAGAUCGCGAGAAUUUGACGUUCAAAUGGGCCGUGUGCGAGCGUGAAAGACUUCGUUUCGGCCUGCAGGCAGCAUCACCGGGACGGUCUGCACCUCGGACGCCCCUCAGUCGUCCACCCACGACAGCAGCAUCCGCAUCGGCAGCUCUCAGCACUCGCGGCACACAGGAGGGAUGCACACCCCCGAGGCGACCACCAUGUGCAGCCCCCAACCGCCCCUGACGGCGGGACUCGCAUUGCCCGCUAUCAACAACAAGACCGAGCAGGAUAAAUUCACAAACAGCAUGCUGUGCCUACAGGAGGAGUUGAACAACCUCGGCAUCCAGAACAAAAGCCCUGACGAGAACGCCCGCGCCCUCAGCCCCAUCCCGGUCAAAAUCGUCGAGUCGGAGGAAUCGAGUCCCAGCGUCGAGUUCCCGAAUCCGGCCACCGUGGGUUUCUUCGACGGCCUCUUUGGCUGCUUGAGGCCGGUGCUGACAAUCAUCGGCAAGGCGGCCGCGUCGGAACUCAAAGGACAAGACGACUGGGAGAUUCCAUUUGAAAGCAUCAGCGACCUACAAUGGCUUGGCUCAGGGGCCCAAGGGGCAGUUUUCAGGGGUACCUACAAGAAUGAGCAUGUCGCUGUCAAGAAGGUUAGGGAGCAGAAAGAGACUGAUAUAAAAAAUCUACGCAAACUGAACCAUCAGAACGUCGUUCAGUUCAAGGGAGUUUGUACACAAGCUCCGUGUUAUUGUAUCGUCAUGGAAUAUUGUCCUUAUGGGCCUCUGUACAAUUUACUCAAAGAGGGUGAGAAGAUUCCUCCCGGCAGGCUGAUCAGUUGGGCAAAGCAGAUUGCCGAUGGAAUGCAGUACUUGCAUUCACACAAAAUAAUACAUCGAGACCUCAAAAGCCCUAAUGUUUUGAUCGGCCAGAACGAAGUAAUCAAAAUUAGUGAUUUUGGAACGUGUCGGCAGUGGAAUGAGAUCAGCACCAAAAUGAGUUUUGCAGGGACAGUUGCUUGGAUGGCACCUGAGGUGAUAAGGAAUGAGCCUUGCAAUGAAAAAGUUGACAUUUGGUCAUACGGCAUUCUCUUGUGGGAGCUGCUGACUUGCGAGGUUCCCUACAAAGACGUUGACUCGUCUGCAAUUAUUUGGGGCGUCGGGUCAAACUCUCUGCAACUGCCCAUUCCGGAAACCUGUCCUGUUGGGUUCAGGCUGCUCAUCAAACAGUGCUGGAGUUCAAAACCUAGAAAUAGGCCGUCGUUCAAGCACAUCCUUAUGCACCUGGAAAUCGCAGCUGUCGAGUUGCGGUCGACGACGCCCGACUCGUACUACAAAACCCAAGCUACCUGGAAAGAAGAGAUUCGAAGUCAUCUGAAGAAGAUGCAAACUGAGGGAUCACACAUUCCUCGAAUGGAGCAUGAAUUGGUGGAGAAGAGGAAGCAGGAACUGAAGCAUGCCGAGGACAUUCGGAAGCACUAUGAACGGCAACUCGAGCGAACAAACAACCUCUACAUGGAUGUCAAUGCAAUGCUUCUGCAAAUCGAACAAAGAGAACGGGAGCUCAAAAAGCGUGAAAAGCAGUGUCUGUGCUACAAACCUCACAAAAGGAGAAUCGUCCGUCCAUUCAUCAACAAAGCAUCCGAACACAUUCGCACUGUCCGCCGCAAUUCAAACAACAGCCAAACAACCUCUCCAGACGUCCCAAGUACAAGCCCUGAAACGCCUCAAAGAGAUAUAAUCACAGUAAGCCCCCCAAAAUCUACCUUGUAUACCGAGCUCGACGUCAACUCACUCACACCUCAGUCAAUCGCCAGAGAGGGUUCAACAAGGGCCAGGAGGGCAAGACAUCACAGGAGGACAAACAGUCAGGGCUCAAACAACAUCACCCUGAGCAGUCCUGGAAAGGAAAGAAAAAUGUCUAUGCGUGUUGACAGCGAAACCCAAACAGAGCAAGCGCCCAUGGAGGUGAGCGAAACCGACACCAUCAAGAGCAACACCUUGGCCAACAGUCCUUACCUGAACUCCCCUGCCCUCCGAGGGUGCACCAUCGAGUCCUUAAAUGGCAACAUUGAAAUCACAAGUGACAGUGACUGCCCCAUCGAGGAUGCCAACAGCAAUUUGCCUCCUUCGGAUGGCAACGAUGAACACCUAGACACCCUCGAUCGCAAACUGAACGAGUUGAAGAGCGCUGCUGAAGACAAGAGUGGCAUAAAGCGGACUUUCAGGAUGGUUGAGAGCACUGACACCGUGGAGGACUCGAUGGAGUCGAGUAGGGAGGACUUGUGUUGGUCCGAAGAGGAAGGGUCUGUCUACAGUGACCACCACGCAGCCUUCGGCCGGAGAAGCAUCAGCAGGCGGCCGAUCGCCCCCUGCAGGACAAGGAGGGUUGUGCUCAGGGUACCUGCGGGCAACGCGUCUGAAGACAAUGAAGAAAACACCUCAGAGUACGAGCCAGGCAGUGUCCGUUCCACCCUCGAGAGCAACCCAGACUUAUUGGAGCAAAUGUCUGCAAUGGGAGCCAUGGAACUGCCGGAAGGAACAAAGUUUGAGAUGGUGGUUGACAGUUCGGAGUCGGACUCGGACGAAGGGAGCCACACAACGGUAGCCACUCAGCAGCAGCUAUCGUCACCUAGGUACCACCAGAGGUGGCAAUAAUGAUUAAUUUCUGAUAUUUGUACAAGACAAACCAGUUUUGUUUUAACAACACUUGAUUUAAACUGUACCCCAAGUAAGCUAUUGACAGCUGAAUGCAUUGUUGGCUAUUUUUUAUUUAUGUGACUAUUUAUGUGCGGUAGCUAUAUUUACACACACGCUCUCUUUGUAUAGUGAUAGCAACGUUCGAAAACUUUAUUACGUAAUAUUUUAAUGUUUUAUGUACUUAUAACUGCGGGAACCGAACAUUCCAAUUAGAACUGGAUAAUAACACAUUCCUUUCUGUAAGAAAGAUCUCAGCCUAAUGGUUAAGGAGCUGUUAGACUUAAAUUAGUUGUUAACAAGAAGAGUCCAUUUUUGGGCCACAUUAGCGUGGCAGCAAAUUUGUAAAAUUAAAUGUAUACUGUAUACUUACAAAAACAGACGCAAUAAACUCAGAUACACAAGCAUA